Molecule: messenger RNA, 2706 nt
Organism: Blumeria graminis f. sp. triticale
Lineage: Eukaryota; Fungi; Ascomycota; Leotiomycetes; Helotiales; Erysiphaceae
Source: the annotation of a GenBank genome assembly
AUGAGCAUCGACGAGAGAAAGGCCCAGUCAAAUCUUUUGAAGGAUAUUGUUUCCCAUGCUCAAAAAGCAUUCGAUCCUUCGUAUGAAAAAGGAACACGUUUAGGCCAUAUCAAAACCUUCGAGUCGCUCUUAGAAUCCACCAGCACCUGUUCUCUCCUGUCCGUCCUAAGCACUCUUGUUCAACCAGGUCGAACCUCUCCAUGGAUACGAGAGCAGCUCACUUCAGCACUAGCACGCCUUCCUCUCCGACCCAAAGGUGUCCAAAACACUAUCGAAUUUGUUAUAUCUAUACAUCCAAGCUCGACAGUAACUUCGAAUGCAGAAGGAACGGGAAAACGAUCUUGCAUCUCACAUGAAGCUAUGAACGCAGUUUCCCGUCUACUCUCAUCGCCACCAGCGGCAUCUGGAAUAGAAUAUUGGUUCAAUGGUAUCGCUCCUCAACUUUUAUCGUUGCUCGAUGGAGAUGGAGACCUCGAAAUGGACAAAGUAGCAGCAUUCAUCAUUGGGUUCGGUAUUCUAGGAAGAAAAAUUUACGGUUCUAUAGGAAAACCCGGUUGGAGAGCCUUUGUCGAGCCAAUUUAUGCUCAUAUAUGUCCUUCAGCAAUGCAAUGCAAGUCCCAGAUUUACAGAAAGUAUGAAUCUAUAGAUGUGGAGAUCUUGAGCAUGCACAGAAUAUUGUCCACAGCCGAGGAAGUUUACCAUGCGCUACAAAGGCUCCAGGUCCUAGUAACAUCGCAUCCUCAUCCUUCUUUGGCAAAUCGUUUGUUAAGACCUAUUCUUCUUCCUCUUUGGGCCAUUUUCUGGCGAUCUCAAGAAUAUAGUCAAGUGGAAAACUCUUUUGGAAAUACUGCCAAAAAUUUAUUGACAACACUUCUACGUCUUGCACCAGGUAGUAACAGUACAACUCAUAAGGGUCUCCUUAAUUUGAUUAUAGAUGACCUGAUGUUUCAAGGAAAAGAUACCGUUGGAGAAACUGGUUGGAUCUACGUUCUGACACAGAGUGGAAUCCACAUCGAGGAAAUAAGAUUGAGUAACCAAACAUUCAAAAUGACAAACCUCGAAAAUGUGGACCUAGCAAUUAGUAUUUUUGUCACACUAAUGAGCGAUCUGCCCGAGUUGAAAAAUGAGGUAUCAGCUCUAUUUAUGAAACUUAUAUCAAGCUAUCUAUCCUGCCGCUCCAAGGAUUUCACGACACAGAUUCAUACGCACGAAGUUGACUUUCCUUCUGAUACUAUAGCCAAGGUUAUUGGUGUCAAGUUGAUGCAAAAAAUGCUAGUAACUCUACCUGAAAUGCUUAUCGAUAACUCUCUACAGCUUCUCGAAUUAAUAAAUCAAGUUUUAAGUGAUUGGGAAGCAAUCUGUCAUGAAGAUAGUAAUGCGGACCUUAUUUCUGUCGCGCUCAGCUUAUUGAACGUGGUUUUGACUUCACGUUUUCAGAGAAGCAAGGCAAUCGAUCACCUAUUCGAGUCAAUCCAAAAAUCUUUAGAAAUUAUAAGCCGACAGUCUUUUCUAGAAGUCUCAAGGACUUCAAAAAACCUCUUGAUGCUUUUGACUUUACAUGAUACUAUCAUUCCAACUGAGUCUGAUACAACUGUUGGAAAAAGGCCCUGGAUAAAUAAGCAAACUGAAGAAAAGAAAUCCUACGAUCUUGCAAUGUCCUACCUUACUAGUCUUGACUCACCUCCUCCUGUUAAAGUACAAGGGCUAGAGAUCAUAUCGCAACUGAUCGGCGCAUCAAGCUCUAUUUUAGAUAUUCCAGCACUUAUUUUGCUUUUGAUAACUUAUUUAAGAGAUAAUGAGGAAUAUGUCUACCUAAAAAUAAUAAAUUUAUUAGUUCAGCUAUCCCGAUGGCAUCCUAAAACAGUCAUGCGUGAUUUAAUGGACCAAUACGUAGACUCAAACGAAGAAUGCGAGCUAGAUCAGCGAUUGCGUCUUGGCGAAACCUUACUGCAGGUAAUAGAGAAAAAUAGACUCGAUUUUAACCUCGAGGCUGCUGAUACGCUAUGUCGGGGCUUACUCUUCCUUGGAAGUCGUCGUGGAUAUAGACCCAAAUCUUACAAGCUUCGUGAGAAAACUGUACUUCCAAAAGUAAAACAAGAGGUUGAAAACAUAGAAACGUCGAGCGAACUUGAACUAAGCCUGGACAAUGAUAAUGAUACUAGUUUACAAGCAGAGGAUCUGCUCUGUCAGAUUGUUGCCGGGUGGGAAAGUAAAAGAGGUGAAGAAGACGUCCGAAUCCGGUCAUCGGCUAUCACCAUUUUCGGAGCAGCUAUCUCGACUAACAUUGAGGGUAUCAGUUCACGCUUAGCAUCAGCUUCUCUAGAACUAAGCCUUCAGAUCCUUGGCCUCGAACCUGAACUAGAAAAAGGAAUCUUGCGGCGUGCGGCUGUACUACUAAUCAUGAAUUUCCUCAAGAGUUUAGAUUCCAGUAGAGCCAGAAAGAGAAGCUCAGUGUUUGAUUUCACUGGACAGGGAGUUGCAGAUAUUCGAAGGGUAUUGCAGUAUAUCGAAGCCACCGAUAAUGAUGGUUUGGUCCAGCAACAUGCUAAAGAUGUACUUGAAAGUCUUGAAGCUUUGCAGAUUAAAUGUCUAAACCCCCCACUUCUGCAUAACUCACGCAAAAUAAUAGCAUAUAAUGAGAUGUCUAUCUUGUCUACAGGCCCAAAAAGUUCCCAUUCAAAUCCUAUAAUUGAAGAAAUCGAAUAA